AUGUCUUCUAGAGCCGAAGCAUGGGAUGAAGUGCAUAUGGCAACUAUGAGCCGAUGUCAACGAAAUUUGCGUUUGGAACAAAUCAAAAGGGUGUGGCGACAUCAGAAGAAUCGUGUGCGGCACAUACUUAACCUGGAGAAACUCACCUCAGAUGUUGAAGUCACACUUGAGGACGUCAUUGCUGCCAGAAAAGGUUUUAUGACCGACUAUGAAAUUGCCAUAGCUCGUGCCUAUCUUGAUGUUCCUCCCCGUUCCCACUCCCCCGGUAAUCGACGUCUUGAAGAACUUGAUCUCUCCUUCCGAAAACGAGCAGCUACUUCGCCAAGUCUACGAAUUGACGACUCCGUAUCUAGC
Messenger RNA from Strongylus vulgaris, 354 nucleotides. The record is from the annotation of a GenBank genome assembly. Lineage: Eukaryota; Metazoa; Nematoda; Chromadorea; Rhabditida; Strongylidae.